AUGAAGUCAGCUAAAACUACUCCAACUACUUCAAAAGUGCUAGAUCCUGAAUUACAUCCAAUCAAAUCACAAGUUCAUGUUGAUAAUUUGCAUAUAACUUCAAUUUUAUCAAAUCAAGGUGCUAUAAUCAAUGUUGAUCAUGAAGUUGAUAAUGAUGAAGCUUUGAUAUUAGCUAUGGGUUAUAAACAAGAAUUGAAAAGAGAGUUUUCAUUAUGGACUAUUUUUGGUGUUAGUUUUUCAGUCUUAGGAUUAUUACCUUCCAUAGCAGCAACUUUUGAUUAUCAACAGUUAGUUAUUGGAAUGUCCCCAUUACCAUGGAUUAUUGCAAUGAUCUUUAUCACAUUUGUUGCUUUAUCUAUGGCAGAAGUAUCAUCAGCUUUUCCUUGUUCUGCAGGAACACCAUAUGCAGUUUCGCAAUUAUCUCCACCAAAAUACAAGGCAUAUUUUACAUUCUUCACAGCAUGGUCAAAUUUUCUUUGCCAAAUAACGGCCGCCCCAUCGGUGAGUUGGCUGGGGGCUAGUUUAAUGCUUGCGUUAUACAGCUACAAUAGUCCUUCAUAUACUCCAACUACAGGUCAAGUAUUUGGAUUAACUACUGGUAUAAUGGUUGUAUGUGGAAUUAUGUGUUCAUCAACAUCUAAAUGGGCUGCAAGAUUUAGUUCAAGUGGUACUAUUUGUAACAUAGUGUUCUUGGUAAUUGUUUUUGUAAUGAUAUUAGGAGGAAAUUCAAGAGUAGAAAUUCUGGGAAAAGACAUUUCAAAAUUUAAUUCAAAUUCUGUUGCUUGGAGUUUGACAAAUCAAAUAGAAUGGCCACAGGGGAUAUCAUUUUUAGCCUCAUUCCUUGGCGUUAUUUGGGCCAUGAGUGGAUAUGACUCCCCAUUCCAUUUAUCUGAGGAGUGUAGCAACGCUUCAGUAGCAGUACCAAGAGCAAUUACAAUGACAGCGGUUGUUGGAGGUCUAGUUGGAUUUUUUUUCUGUAUUGCAAUUUCUUACACUUUAGUUGAUCUUACUGAAAUUGCUGAUGAUCCUCAAGGUUUAGGUCAACCAUUUGUCACUUAUUUAAGUCAGAUAUUGAAGCAUGACCUACUUAAUGCUGCUGUUGCAUUAACAAUAAUAUCUUCAUUUUUUAUGUCAUAUACAUGUUUAUUAGCCGCCUCAAGAGUCACCUAUGCUUAUUCUAGAGAUGGUUUAUUUCCUGGCUCAAACAUUUGGAAAAAGGUUUCACCGUGGACUCAAACUCCAAUCUGGGCAGUAGUUUUUAAUGUUGUAAUUGGUGAAUUAUUGUUAUUGUUAAUGUUUGGAGGUGAUGUUGCUAUUGGUGCUAUCUUUUCAGUCGGUGGAAUUGCUGGUUUUGUUAGUUUCACUACUCCAACUUUACUAAAAAUAACUUAUGCUAGAAAAACGUUUAAAAGAGGUCCUUGGCAUUUAGGAAAAUUCUCCCAACCUAUUGGAUGGUGUUCAGUUGCUUUUGUUACAUUAAUGAUACCAAUCUUAUGUUUCCCAACCGUAAGAGGUGCUGAUUUAAAUGCUCAAGAAAUGAACUGGACAGUUUUGGUAUUCUUUGGCCCUUUAUUAUUGGCUACAAUAUGGUUUGUUGUUGAUGCUCAUAAAUGGUAUAAAGGACCAAGAAGUAACAUUGAUGAAAAAGAUAUUACCUACGAAAGCAAGCUUAUUGAUAAUUCUAAUGAUCCAACAGAUUAUAAAAAUGCUCAUGUUGUUGAUGGACAAACUGUGAGUGAUUCUGGUGAUGAAAUAAUAAAUGAGAAAAAAAGUUAUUAA
Molecule: messenger RNA, 1779 nt
Organism: Lodderomyces jiufengensis
Lineage: Eukaryota; Fungi; Ascomycota; Pichiomycetes; Serinales; Debaryomycetaceae
Gene: GPT1
Product: Gpt1p
Exons: 1
Coding region: 1-1779 (592 amino acids)
Biological process (GO): transmembrane transport
Cellular component (GO): membrane
Molecular function (GO): transmembrane transporter activity
Source: RefSeq, a predicted model, not a curated record